Messenger RNA from Pistacia vera, 1305 nucleotides. RefSeq lists its product as uncharacterized. Lineage: Eukaryota; Viridiplantae; Streptophyta; Magnoliopsida; Sapindales; Anacardiaceae. The record is from RefSeq and is a predicted model, not a curated record. The coding region runs from base 66 to 1091 and encodes 341 amino acids. The transcript has 9 exons.
UCUCUCGGGCUGAGCGUAAACGAAACCCAAUCAACAUCUUAUUAUCUCUUUCAAACCGCACUUAAAUGGGUACCAAUACCAUUUCUUGUGCCAGACUUUUUUACAGUCAUUACUUAGUUGUUGACUUCUUCACCUCCCAAAAAUCCCUAUUCUUAAAGAAUCAAACUUGCAGAGUCAAACCAUUCAGACCCUCCAUGUCAUCAGUGUUAUCGUCAAUGGCGAGUUCUUUCCAAGUCAAAGCAUCUUCAACCGCGGUGAAUGAGGAAGCGAAGGGUGCGUCGUCUGGUUUGGUGGGAGAGAAUGAUUUGCUUAUUGUUGGUCCCGGGGUUCUGGGCCGUUUAGUUGCUGAUAAAUGGAGGCAGGAACAUCCAGGAUGUCAAAUUUAUGGGCAGACGGUGACAGCGGAUCACCAUGAUGAAUUGAUCGAGAUGGGGAUUAAUCCAUCUUUGAAAGGGACUGAAGUGACUCAGAAGUUUCCCUAUGUGAUUUUUUGUGCUCCUCCAUCCCGAACUUCGGACUACCCUGGUGAUGUCAGGCUUGCUGCAUCGAGUUGGAAUGGUGAAGGCUCUUUCCUGUUUACAUCAAGCUCUGCACCAUAUGAUUGCUUUGACAAUGGAUCAUGUGAUGAGGACAGUCCAGUGGUGCCAAUUGGGAGGAGCCCUAGGACAGAUGUUCUUCUAAAAGCCGAGAAAGUGGUGCUAGAAUUUGGCGGUUGUGUCGUUAGAUUGGCUGGACUUUACAAGGCAGAUAGAGGUGCACAUGUCUAUUGGUUACAGAAGCAGACUGUUGAAGUUCGUCCAGAUCACAUCCUGAAUCUGAUACAUUAUGAGGAUGCAGCUUCCCUAUCAGUUGCAAUUUUGAAGAAAAAGUUUCGUGGCCGAAUUUUCUUGGGUUGUGAUAACCAUCCUUUAUCCAGGCAGGAAGUAAUGGAUUUGGUUUGUAAAAGUGGGAAAUUCAGUAAAAAGUUUGAGGGCUUUACAGGUACCAACGAUCCUUUAGGUAAGAGAUUAAACAACUCAAAAACUCGAGAGGAAAUAGGAUGGGAGCCAAAAUACCCCAGCUUUGCUCAAUUCCUUGGAUUUUCCGAGUAACUGUUGCAAUUAUCUUCAAUCUUCAGAAUGAAUCCAAUCAAAUCGGAAAGAAUUGGUUUAGCUGGUACUGAGAAUGCUUCACCAUGGAACUGACUGAUAUUUGCUUGUCUUAACUUCCUUCCCAUUUGGCGAAUUGACUUGUAAAUAAGAGUGAUACCAAGUUAAGAACAGUACCUUAUUCUAAUAAAAUAAAAUUUUCUAUUCUUUGUGGUCA